AUGAUUUCUAAAAAAGAAACUUAUGUCAGUCCAACAAACAUCGAAGCAGGACUUUUAGGACCGUUUAGUCCAAGUACUUUGCUUCAUCAACAACCAACAAUGGAACCAUCUUCUAGGCGCCCAAUUCUUGUAUGGUUGGUAACCACAUACUGUCAACCAUAG
Funneliformis caledonium is the source of this 162-nucleotide messenger RNA. Lineage: Eukaryota; Fungi; Glomeromycota; Glomeromycetes; Glomerales; Glomeraceae. The record is from the annotation of a GenBank genome assembly.